Lathyrus oleraceus (garden pea) is the source of this 2478-nucleotide messenger RNA. RefSeq names its product CRM-domain containing factor CFM9, mitochondrial. The coding region runs from base 122 to 2026 and encodes 634 amino acids. The record is from RefSeq and is a predicted model, not a curated record. Gene Ontology annotation, molecular function: RNA binding. NCBI's taxonomy places the organism in Eukaryota, Viridiplantae, Streptophyta, Magnoliopsida, Fabales, Fabaceae. The transcript has 4 exons.
AAAAAAUGAUAAAAUUAUUCAUAUCAAAACCCUGUUUUUGCAUUUGCAAAAACCCUCACGCAUCCAUGUCAAACGUAGAAUGAGAAAUUCCAACUCUGUGAUUUGGUGAACCAAAGAAACAAUGUUUAGUGUUAGAAAUCUUCAGAGACAUUGCUCCUUCAAACCCUUUUCUUCAUUCUUUCAACUUCAACCAAAUCUCUUCAGUGUUGUUGUGCCUUUAGGACAAGGAAUAGAGCAAAGAAACAUCGAUGAUGAUAAAGUUAGUUUUUAUUGUUAUGUUAAACCGAUGAAUCUUUUGAAUGGAUCGUUAUAUCGGACAAUGUCAACGUCGAGAGGAAGGAGUAUGCGAAGCAAGGUAGAAAGAAGAAUGCAAAAAGAGUCUGGUAAGACAUUAAGGGAGAUUCGAAGAGCUAAAAAGUUGAAGAAGAAACUUAUGACCGAGGAGGAGCGGCUCGUUUACAAUCUCAAAAGAGCGAAGAAGAAAAUUGCAUUGCUGCUACAAAAACUCAAGAAAUAUGACUUGCCAGAGCUGCCUCCUCCACGGCAUGAUCCAGAGCUCUUUACUCCCGAACAGCUCCAGGCGUAUAAAAAAAUUGGAUUCAAGAAUAAGAAUUAUGUUCCUGUUGGUGUUCGUGGAGUCUUUGGAGGAGUUGUACAAAAUAUGCAUCUCCAUUGGAAGUUUCAUGAAACUGUCCAAGUUUGUUGUGACAACUUCCCCAAGGAAAAGAUAAAAGAAAUGGCUUCAAUGCUUGCAAGAUUGAGUGGCGGGAUUGUGCUUAACGUUCAUAAUGUGAAAACAAUCAUUAUGUUCCGUGGUAGAAAUUAUCGGCAACCCAAAAACUUGAUACCAAUUAAUACCCUUACAAAGAGGAAGGCUCUAUUCAAGGCUAGAUUUGAGCAAGCUCUUGAAUCUCAGAAGCUAAAUAUCAAGAAAAUUGAACAAGAGCUCCGACGAAUGGGAGUAAAUCCUGAGGAUCCAACUGCAAUGGCCAGCAUCCAAAGAGUUGCUUCCACAUUCUUCAAUGCCAUUGACAAGAAAGAAGGAAGCCCUUAUGUCUUCCGUGGGGAUAAGCCGUCGGUUAUAGAACCUAACGAAGGUUUGGAAGAAUCGGAUCCUUCUGCUGAUAGUGAUCAGGAGGAGCUGGAUCGUUUCAUUGCUGAUAUAGAGGAUGCUGCGGAUAAAGAAUAUGAAGAAGAAGAGGCCAAAGAAAAAGAAGAGUUUGGCAGACUUAGAUAUUGGAAUAGAGAAGAGUAUGGUGGAAGAUUCAGAAGACCAGAUGAUUCUAGAAAUGACAACUUUGAUGGGGAGGUUAGAGGUUCAAGGGCUCGACAGCCAAUACAUCCCAAGUAUCGGACAAACGAUAGCGACGAUGAAGAAAAUGCUCAUUUUGACAAUGAUGACGAGGAGGAUGAUGAUGAUGAUGAGUGGCAUUCCGGUAGUAUUGUAGAUGAUAUUGAUAUUGAAAACAAUUCUGAUGGAUCCGAUGAAGCUAGAGGCAGGUUCAAGGAAAGUAGGGGGAGAGGAGAAAGGAAAAAUAGUGUCGGUAUUGGCAAGGCUCAAGUUAAUGGCGGUCCGAGCAGACACAGCGAAGCUAAAUUUAUGAGGAAUAUAGCCAUACAAGGUUCUGAAUCAGAAGGUAUGCUUAGUGAAGUUGAAAAUGCAAUGUGGGAGUCCGACGAAGAGGAGAACGACUCAGUACAUUUGAAACGAGCCAGUAGUGUUAACUACAAGAGCAGCAGCAGCGACGAUGAUGAACAUAAUGAUCAAUUAAAGAGCAACAAAAAGAAUGGUGUGAGGGAUCAUAAUAAUUUUAACGCACCAAAGAGUGUGAGAGGUAGGCAAGAAGGAAUUGACAGAACUAAAUCCGAGUCCACGGAUGUCUUCAGCGGUUCGGAAGACUGGACGUGGAAAUCAGAUGGUGAGGAGGACUCCCCCACAAGCCUAAAUAAUAGUAAUGUGGUCAAAAGUGAUAUCCAUAAGAAGAGAUCGCCAAAGGAUGCAGACGAGGCUUGGGACAGUGAUUAGCCCAAGUAAAUGCAAGAUCAUAAUCCGUUGUAGUUUUAGACUUUGUUUGACAAGAAGACAUCUCGAACAGAUAUAAAAUUUGUGUUUUUUCUGAAUGCGUGCAUCUGAAAUUGCUUAGGGGUGUGGAAAAAGUUCCGCUCGAAGAAAUGAUUGGUUGGUCCAACCAAAGUCAUCAAUGUAUGAAGCCUAUAAUGUAGCCUGUUUAUGAAGCUUUUUCGUGGAGUUUUCUGUUCCUGUUAUUCUUUCGUCAGAGUAAUGUUACUUGCUCAGCCCCUCAAGAUUCUGUUGUGCUACUAGUUGUAAUGUACUUGACAUAUUAUAGGUGAAGAAGUUCUAGCAUUGUGCUUGGACUUUCUGCUAAAGAUAAUUGUUUUUUAUAGUGAAGAAGUUGUGGAAUUUGUUACUAGUAAAGUACAUGACAUGUUUUAUGAAAUAAAUGCUUGCUGCAUCAA